Messenger RNA from Nicotiana attenuata, 1650 nucleotides. RefSeq lists its product as uncharacterized. The transcript has 4 exons. Lineage: Eukaryota; Viridiplantae; Streptophyta; Magnoliopsida; Solanales; Solanaceae. The record is from RefSeq and is a predicted model, not a curated record. Bases 150 to 1355 code for a protein of 401 amino acids.
ACAUUAUUAUUCCGAAACGACCCCGCUUAUUUCUGUAUAUUACACCAACUUCCCUACAUGUUUCCCUCAAAUCUAAUACGACGUCGCAAAAUUUUCAAUUCAGGUUUGCAGCAAGCUCGAACUUCAGCAAACAACGAUCAAGCUCCUCUAUGGCCUCUCUCUUCCAAAAAUUUCAAGAGGCUGUUAAAGUUCUUGCAAAAAGCCCCACAUUUGCUAAAGAUCCAAGGCAUCUUCAGUUUGAAGCUGAUAUAAACCGUCUCUUCCUUUACUCUAGUUACAAUCGUUUGGGAAAGGAUGCCGUUGAAGCUGAUGCUGAGGAGAUUAUUGACAUGGCUGGCAAGGCCUCCUUAGCUGAUCAACAGAAGCAGGUCCAAGACAAUGUGCAUAACCAGAUUACAAACUUUUGCAAGCAUAUGGAUCACAUAUUACUCCCUGAUCUUAAUGUCAAGGACAAGCAGGACACAUCAUCUUCCGAAAAUAGUCCUUCUCCCCAUCGCAGUGGGCUCGGCCUUGCUAUUGGUAGGACUGCUCCAUUAAAGGACCACAUCGCUAUACCUGAAACCAAGCCAUUGACACGCAUAGAGGUUUCACAGAGUUUAAAGGAUCUUAUGGGCUACACUUUGGAGGUCAAACCGUCUCAAAUUCCACAUGAGGAUGCUGGGCAAGGUUUAUUCUUACAUGGUGAAGCUGAUGUUGGUGCUGUGCUAGCAUUCUAUCCUGGUGUAAUCUACUCCCCUGCAUAUUACCGCUAUAUUCCUGGAUAUCCAAGAGUUGAUGCCCAAAAUUCGUAUUUGAUCACACGGUAUGAUGGAACUGUGAUAAAUGCGCAGCCCUGGGGCGCCGGUGGUGAAUCUCGGGAAAUAUGGAAUGGUUCAUCCCUUGCUGAACCUAAGCACAACAUGCAAGUUGAUGAAAAGGGUUCUGAGCGAAUUUGGAGAAUGCUCAGUAAACCAUUGGAUGGAACACGUCUAGGUGGCAACCAUGAAGUUUUGGAAAGGAGAAACCCUCUAGCCUUUGCUCACUUUGCCAACCACCCAGCCAAGGACAUGGUCCCCAAUGUUAUGAUAUGCCCUUAUGACUUUCCCCUCCCAGAGAAACACAUGAGGUCCUAUAUACCAAAUAUUUCGUUCGGAAAUGGUGAAGAAGCAAUGAAAAGGUUUGGCACAUUUUGGUUCAAAUGGAAGUCCGGCAAGAAUGGAUCGGAUGUCCCUGUUCUAAAGACGCUUGUUCUUGUGGCAACUAGAGCAAUUUGUAAUGAAGAGAUUCUCCUGAACUACAGAUUGAGCAACUCAAAGCGAAGACCAUCAUGGUACACUCCAGUGGAUGAGGAAGAAGAUCGAAGGAGGUGGAGCUAAGAUGACAAUGAUGAAUGGUGCAUGUUGAAGUGUACCAAUCAUGAAAGCAAAUGCUUUUGUAUACACGAAGCCGAGAAGGCAGUGAGGAUAUUUAUUUUGGUGACUCCCGGUUCCCUUUUAGUUUUCCAUCUUUUUGAAAGGUUUGCUUGUAUAACCUGUUCAGAAAAUAUUCUGAGUUGGACAACAUAGUUAUUGUGCUUUGCACUAACGGUGAAUACUUAUUUUUACAUGAGUUACAAAAUAAACGUAAAAGGAAUCCAUCAUUCUGAUUGCUUAUGAAAGUUACGCGCCUUCA